AUGGGAGGUGUUCGUACCAAAACUGUCAAGAAGGCUUCAAGAGUGAUCAUCGAGAAGUACUACACGUACCUUACUCAUGACUUCCACACAAACAAGCGUCUCUGUGAAGAAGUUGCCGUUAUUCCAUCAAAGAGAAUGCGCAACCAAAUUGCUGGGUAAGGAUUCUUUUAUAUUGUUGUUGUUUUAGACACAUUUGUUUUCUUAUUGGAGCAGUUUAUAGUGUUGGGUUAUUCAACUGUAUAUGCUGAAUUUUAUGUUGCUCAUACUGUUUUUAUAACAAUUUUUGAUUUUAGUUUUGUUACCCAUUUGAUGAAGCGUAUUGAGAAGGGUCCAGUCAGAGGAAUCUCCAUCAAGUUGCAAGAGGAAGAGCGUGAACGUCGUGACAACUACAUGCCAGAGGUAUCUGCUGUCGACCCAGAGAGCGUUGGAACUCUUUACAUUGACCAAGACACCAAGAACAUGUUGGAUCGUUUGGUAUGUUUUUUGCUUGUUUAGUUAUUUAAGAUUUGUCGGAUUAUCAGAAUUAGGAACUACAGGGGAACUCCUGUAUAAAGUACUGCAUUGGGUUUUUUAAAUUUUCCUUUAUACAGGAGUUUCACGGUAAAUGUCUUUUCUUGUAUUUUCUCUUAUUUAAACUUUUAAAAUGAUUUAGUUUAUAAAACUUGUCUUAUUUUUUAUGUAGUUUGUAAGGCUUAUUUCUAAAAUUUUUAUUUAUCUACACGUUUUUUCGAAGGCCAAGAAAAAUACCUGUAAUAAGGGUUAGAACCUCUAAAUAUUUAUAUCCUUAGUUUUUUUAGUAAUGUAGAAUAAAAAUUUUGUAUCUUAUCUUUUAUUACUUUAAAAUUUACUUCUUAUUCAAUUGUAACGUAGUUAAAGUACAACUCGUUUUGUUGAUCGAUACUUAUUUGAUUUACUUUCAGAACUUGGCCAUCGCCAACGUUGAAGUCAAGCAGUCCAACCGCCGAGUUUAA
Molecule: messenger RNA, 971 nt
Organism: Bursaphelenchus okinawaensis
Lineage: Eukaryota; Metazoa; Nematoda; Chromadorea; Rhabditida; Aphelenchoididae
Source: the annotation of a GenBank genome assembly